Panonychus citri (citrus red mite) is the source of this 2553-nucleotide messenger RNA. It is a transcript of the gene Vps52, whose product is annotated as vacuolar protein sorting-associated protein 52 homolog. The coding region runs from base 452 to 2482 and encodes 676 amino acids. Gene Ontology annotation, cellular component: GARP complex. The record is from RefSeq and is a predicted model, not a curated record. Gene Ontology annotation, biological process: endocytic recycling; Golgi to vacuole transport; lysosomal transport. The transcript has a single exon. NCBI's taxonomy places the organism in Eukaryota, Metazoa, Arthropoda, Arachnida, Trombidiformes, Tetranychidae. Gene Ontology annotation, molecular function: syntaxin binding.
UUUCCUUUCUAAUUAAUGUUAAAUUAUUUCAAUUGUUUAAUUGAUCAAUUAAUUAGUUAAUCUGAAUUUCUAUUUGUAGUGUUUCCAUGAUUGAAUAAUAAGAAAUUCUAAUUGUAAUUGUGAAAAGAAUCUUGGUUCAACUAUAGAUGGCGUUUAGAAUCUGCUACCUGAUGUCUUGUUAUUUUUUUCUAAUUUAAUUGUCUCAUUGUUUUCUUUUAAUUUCUAAUUGCUUAUCUAAUUUAAUUGUUAUCCCUUUUUUGUUUGAUGAUUGUUCACCUUUAAAUUGUUCUCUGUCUACUGAAUGGAUUUUAUGGUUUCAAUUGAUUUUCUUGUGCCUUUCAUUCUGUGUACUGGUUAAUACAUUUUCUGGUUUUUUCUCUUCCUAAUCAAUUUCUCAAUUUCUGAGUUGUUCUUUUUUUUAUUAUUUGUUCCAUUUAGAAAUCUGUUUAAAAUGCAGGUUUUAUCUCCUUCUAAUCAUAGGCUUGCUGAAGAUUUAAUUAGUGAUGAUUUUAUCAAAGAAAUUCUAUCUUCAGCUGUUGACCUUAGAUUCUAUUCUCAGGUAACUGAGAAUAAAUUACGAGAAGCAGUCAAUGCUUCGGUUGCUGAUUAUAUUAGUGAGAGUAGUAACAUUGCUGCUCUUCACACUGACAUAAAUGAAUGUGAUUCUAUCCUGGAGAAAUUGGAACACAUGUUGGUCACCUUUCAAGCUGAUUUGGGUAAUAUUUGCCAGGAAAUACUAUCCCUUCAAGAACAAUCAUUAUCUCUUAAUAUAAGAUUGAAAAAUAAACAAGCCCUUCGGAGUGAAUUGGUUCAGUAUAUUGAUGAGAUUGUUGUUCCUGAACCUGUAAUGCUUCACAUACUUGACACGCCAGCAAGUGAAAAAGAUUUUAUUGACAAUUUAAUGAUUUUAGAUCAAAAGAUUGACUUUGUUGGUAAUGAGUCAACCCGCGAGUCUCUCCCCUGUCAAGAUGUGAAAGAAAUUUUGGAAAAAUUAAAAGUCAAAGCCAUCUCAAAGAUUCGAGAAUAUAUUCUGAAAAGGAUUCAAUUCUGUCGCCGGGCCAUGUCCAACUACCAAAUGGAGCAAAAUGCUUUGUUAAAGAAUAAAUUUUUCUACACCUUCUUGUGUACCCAUGCCCGUGAAAUUGCUCGUGAAGUUAAACAAGAAUACGUUGACACAAUGUCCAAGGUUUAUUUCUCUUACUUCAAAGAAUACAUCACAAGAUUAUCCAAGUUAAAAUUUGACGAAUUACCUGAUAAAGAUGAUCUAAUGGCUGCUGACGAUUCCCAUAAAUCGAAAGUCUCUUUUUUCACCGGUAAACAAACGCUUAAAAAUCGUUCAACCAUAUUUACCCUUGGAAAUCGAGGAAAUAUUGUCACCACCGAAUUAGAAUCACCUUUAAUCAUUCCUCACACGGCAACCAAAUCGGAGGUAAAAUUUCCCAUGGAAGCUUUAUUUCGAAGUCAUCAAUUUGCUAUGGUUGAUAAUGGUUGUCGAGAAUAUCUAUUCUGUAUCGAUUAUUUUAUGCUGAAAAAUGAAGCUGCUUACGAAUUAUUUGAUCGUAUUCUUGGUAAAACAUUGAAAUAUAUUCUACACCUUUGCGAGGAGGAAUUUCGUACAAGUUACGAUUGUAUUGGUCUAUUCUUGUGUCUCCAUAUUGUUUAUCGAUAUCGAUUAUUAUCCCAUAAGAGAGCUGUUCCUGCUUUAGAUAAUUACUGGGAAUUAAUGGUGGAAAUACUUUGGCCACGAUUUGAAACAAUAUUUCAAAUGCAAAUACAAAGUGUUAAAAAUUGUGAUCCCGAGAAAUUAGGUAAUUGUGACUCUCGGCCUCACUAUAUUACCCGUCGAUAUGCUGAAUUUUCAGCAGCAAUUAUGGCAAUUAAUGAUACUUUUCCCGAUGAAAGAGUUUCAAUUUUACUCGGUUGCCUUCAAACCGAAGUUGAAAAUUUUAUCCUCAAAAUGGCUGGAAGAUUUAAUAAUCCUAAAGAAUAUCUUGUUUUCCUUAUCAACAAUUAUGACAUGAUUCUCAAUGUACUUUUGGAAAGAGUUAAAGAAGAAUCAAAAGAAUCUCAAAACAUUAAACAACAAUUAAGCAAAAGAAUUGAAGCUUAUGUUGAGGAACUUUUGAAUCCACACUUUGGUGGUAUGUUACGAUUCGUUAAAGACUGUGAAUCAUUCCAAGAACGAGAUGAUACCAAUUCGUUGAAAAGAGAGGAGCCCAAAAUUGCGAUAAUUGUUAAAACUUUUAAUAAUGGCUGGAGAAAAGCAAUCGAUGAAAUUAAUCGAGAGGUGAUGCAAAAUUUUACCAACUUUAAGUGUGGAAAUAACAUUCAACAAGCAGCUUUAACCCAAUUGAUACAAUAUUAUCAUAGAUUUCACAAAAUUGUCUCUCUAACAAUAUAUAAAAAUAAUCCUUCCCGUAGCUCUUUAAUUAAUAUACACCAAUUAAUGGUGGAAAUUAAAAAAUAUAAGACAAAUUUUUGAAAAAAAUCAUCACAAGACAAAAAAGAAAAGAUCAUAAAUAUAAUAUAAUACGACUUUUUCAAUAGUUCUCA